Mytilus californianus (California mussel) is the source of this 2460-nucleotide messenger RNA. RefSeq names its product ankyrin-1-like. NCBI's taxonomy places the organism in Eukaryota, Metazoa, Mollusca, Bivalvia, Mytilida, Mytilidae. Gene Ontology annotation, molecular function: protein binding. The coding region runs from base 1 to 2460 and encodes 819 amino acids. The record is from RefSeq and is a predicted model, not a curated record. The transcript is spliced from 3 exons.
AUGAUUGAAGACUGGUCUGAAGGUGAAGUUUCGUUAGUCUUUGAAAAUAUCAAUAUGAAAAUAUCAGAAUUCAGAGAGAGAUUCCUUCGUUACUUGAAAACUCUUGAUAUUUCAUUCCAGAGAAAAUUAGCGCAUACAUGUGAUGCUAUAUUCAAAGACACUGUACUGGCACGAUGUAGUCAAUAUAAUGAUAUUCCAUUGAUACAAUGGUGUAUUUAUCAUAAUGUUGAUGUUAACAAGUGUAAUGUCUAUGGUCAUAAUCCUUUGAUCGUAUCAUCACAAACAGAAAUAGUUAAGUUAUUAUUGGAAAACGAAGCAGACAUUAACAAGUGUGCAGUUGGAGGAGAAUCGCCUUUAGACAUUGCUUGUCAGUAUAAUUAUAUAGAGCUAGUAAAGAUAUUACUCGAUUACAAGCCAGACAUUAAUAAUUCUAGAAUAAAUGGGGGAUUUCCUUUGAGUUUUGCUUGUUUCCAUAAUUUUACAGAAAUAGCAAAGUUGUUAUUGGAAAACGGUGCAGAAAUAAAUCAGUGUGAUAGAGGAGCCCCUCUUUUGUAUAUUGCGUGUCAGAAUAAUCUUAUAGAGAUGGCAAAGAUAUUACUGGACAACAAGGUAGACAUUAAUAAGUGUAGAGAUAAUGGAGAAUCUCCUCUGUAUAUUGCUUGUUACUGGAACCAUAUAGAGAUAGUAAAGGUGUUACUGGAUAAACAUGCAGACAUUAAUAAGUGUAUGACUGAUGAAUCAUCUCCUUUGUUUGUUGCUUGUCAGAAUAAUCAUAUAGAGAUUGUAAAGGUAUUACUAGACAACAAGGCAGACAUUAAUAAGUGUAAGGAUGGUGAAAUAGUUAAGUUAUUAUUGGAAAACGAAGCAGACAUUAACAAGUGUGCAGUUGGAGGAGAAUCGCCUUUAGACAUUGCUUGUCAGUAUAAUUAUAUAGAGCUAGUAAAGAUAUUACUCGAUUACAAGCCAGACAUUAAUAAUUCUAGAAUAAAUGGGGGAUUUCCUUUGAGUUUUGCUUGUUUCCAUAAUUUUACAGAAAUAGCAAAGUUGUUAUUGGAAAACGGUGCAGAAAUAAAUCAGUGUGAUAGAGGAGCCCCUCUUUUGUAUAUUGCGUGUCAGAAUAAUCUUAUAGAGAUGGCAAAGAUAUUACUGGACAACAAGGUAGACAUUAAUAAGUGUAGAGAUAAUGGAGAAUCUCCUCUGUAUAUUGCUUGUUACUGGAACCAUAUAGAGAUAGUAAAGGUGUUACUGGAUAAACAUGCAGACAUUAAUAAGUGUAUGACUGAUGAAUCAUCUCCUUUGUUUGUUGCUUGUCAGAAUAAUCAUAUAGAGAUUGUAAAGGUAUUACUAGACAACAAGGCAGACAUUAAUAAGUGUAAGGAUGGUGGUAAUUUUCCAUUGUAUGUAGCGUGUCAGGAAAAUCAUUUAGAGAUUGUAAAUGUACUACUGGAUAACAUGGCAGACAUAAAUAAGUGUACAAACGUUGGAGCAUCUCCUUUGUUUAUAUCUUGUUACUUAGGUAAUACGGAGAUUGUAAAAGUAUUACUUGACAACAAAGCAGACUUUAAUACGUGUGAUGAAGAUGGAGCAUCCCCAUUGCAUGUUGCUUGUCGGAAUAAACAUACAGAGAUAGUAAAAGUUUUACUUUACAACAAUGCAGACAUUGAUAAGUGUGAAGAUCAUGAUGCAUCCCCUUUAUAUAUUGCUUGUCAGAAUAAUCAUAUCGAGAUUUUAAAGGUAUUACUGGACAAUAAUGCAGACAUUAAUAAGUGUGAUGAAAACGAAGUAUCUCCUUUAUAUAUUGCUUGUCAGUAUAAUCAUAUACAGAUAGUAGAGUUAUUACUUGACAACAAUGCAUGCAUUAAUAAGUCUAAUUGUGAUGGAACCUUUCCGCUGUAUGUCGCUUGUCAUUUGAAUAAUAUAGAGAUAGUUAAGAUAUUACUGGAUAACAAUGCCGAUAUUAAUAAGUAUGCAGAUAAUACAGAAUCUCCUUUGUAUAGAGCUUGUCUUAAUAAUCAUAUAAAAGUAGUUAAACUAUUACUGCAUAACAAGGCAGACACUAAUGUGUGUACGGAUGAUGGAGCAUGUCCUUUGCAUGUUGCUUGUGAGAACAAUCAUAUAGAGAUAGUAAAGAUAUUACUGGACAACAAGGCAGACAUUUAUAAGUGUACAGAUGAUGGAGCAUCUCCUUUAUAUUUUGCUUGUCAGAACAAUCAUAUAGAGAUAGUAAAGAUAUUACUGGACAACAAGGCAGACAUUAAUAAGUGUGAUAAUAACGAAGCAUCUCCUUUAUAUAUUGCUUGUCAGAAUAAUCGUAUAGAUAUAGUAAAGAUAUUACUCGACAAUAAUGCGGACAUUAAUAAGUGUAUAGAUGAUGGAACAUCUCCAUUGCGCAUUGCUUGUCAUUCUAAUAAUAUAGAAAUAGUAAAGAUGUUACUGGUCAACAAUGCAGAACUUUUUUAG